AUGUUUCUGCACUCGGGAGCCAGCCUCCACGGCCACGAAUACUCGAAUCGCCCUUCUUCUAAGAUCCAAUCUCCCGCCCACCUCCGAGGCCCGUUACUACGCUCUACCUUCCCGCCACCUAAACAGCGCGCGCGAGCUUCCACGGACGGUACGCCACCGCCUGCCCUUCGACAACGGCCAGCCUCGGAUUACAUCCCCCGCUCGCCCUCGCCCGUCGUCCGCUUCCAAGACCCGCAGGACGGCCCGCCACCGACACCCUCGACGCAUGACGAUUCGGUUUCCGAGUCCGAACUCAGCGAUGUGACCCAUUCGAUCGAUGGCACCCUGUUUGCCCGCACUGCGCGCCACCGUCGGCCGCGCCGAACCCGGCGCCAGAGCACUACGUACUACCUGGGAUAUCCUACGCCAAGGAUCAUUGGGAAGACGAAAGUGGGCAGGUCAAAACCGGUAUUGGAGGUGUUCCCAGCUUCGCGAAUCGCGGGACCUGUCGUGGCGCCCCGGUUAGCUAAGCGAUUUCCCGGCAUCUUUGGUGUCAAGCGCCAUCUUGGAUAUGACGACCUCGUGCUGGUCCGGAGGGAUGACGGCGACGCAGGUUCCGACAGUAUGGAGUGCGAGAACGAGGAGAAUCUAGAAGGGAGGAACCUGCUGGCCGUCUACAGUCCACUACGGCACUCGGAGGAGGCCGAGAUCGUGUUGGACGACGGUUCUGUCUGGGUAGCCAGACCCCUCCCCAACGGGUCUUUCGACUUUGUCCAUACCGAUGCCGAUGGUAAGACCACCACGGCGCGGUGGGCGCGUAGGCACACAGCUGCUGUUUCACCUACCACAGACACAUCCGCUUCAUCAACCGCGCCACAGACACGAUACACGUUUAGCAUCAUCAACCCCCUGACGCGGCGCCAUCCGGUCAUGGCGACACUUACCCCCUCGACUCUUGAUGUCCAAGACACGUAUAUCUCCGUCUCUCCCUCCCACGCCCGACACCCACCCAUCACCCGCGUCGGCCGCUCCCAGUCUGUAACGACUCCUCCAUCGUUCGUCCGGGCGCCUUACUCGCCGUCCAAACUCUCCUCGUCAGCUUCCACCAGCGAUGGCGAGAACGACUCAGGGGUCUACAUCCCGCCGUCGCCCGACCGCGAAUCACAACGCACCAUCCACCAAAUAGACGACACCACCAAAACCCUCAUCUCGGUCACCGCCCUCUGGCCGCGGCAGGCGAAACACCUGGACCACCCGCUCCUCGACCUCCGACGCCCCCCGCCCCGCCGACCUCCCCCCAACCUCGAAACGACUCACUCUGCGCUGCUGCAUGCAAAAGCAUCUUACACAACCACAACAACAAACGCUACUCCAUGCCCGACACCGCCUCCCUCCCCGACCCCCACACCGCCCCUGUCGGUUUGUGUCUCGCGCAACCUCAGCCCAAGCCCCGACCCGAAUCCGGACGCCCAGGCCGUUGGAUCGCCGGGGGGAGGCGAUGGCGCCACAAAUCUCGCCUGA
Chaetomium globosum CBS 148.51 is the source of this 1500-nucleotide messenger RNA. RefSeq lists its product as uncharacterized. The transcript is spliced from 3 exons. The coding region runs from base 1 to 1500 and encodes 499 amino acids. The record is from RefSeq and is a predicted model, not a curated record. NCBI's taxonomy places the organism in Eukaryota, Fungi, Ascomycota, Sordariomycetes, Sordariales, Chaetomiaceae.